CGAGUGAGUCUACCAUCAUUUUCAGCACUUUCUUACUAAACUCUUCAUUACCAGAAGAUUUACAAUCUUACGGGAACCAUGAUCACACUGAAACUCUGGACCGUCCUUCUUGCCUAUGCGCUGAUUAUAUGCCAGAUGUACAUUUCACAGGCAGCUCCAUCCAGAAAUAGUAAGGAGUAUAUGUCUGAUGGAAUCACAUUAUCGAAUGAGGACACUCAGCGAUUAUUCAGAGUGAUCAAGGAGUUCAUGCAGAAUUCCUUAGAGCCACAAACAGCUGAUGGAUACAGCCUGGAUAGACCCAUGUCCAAGCGCUGCACCGGCUUAAGCACUUGUGUGCUGGGCAAACUCUCCCAGGACAUUCACAAACUACAAACCAAUCCCCGCACCGACGUGGGAGCAGGGACGCCUGGGAAGAAGCGAAGUCUAUCUGAGAAUUAUGACAACUUAUACAACUGACACUCUCCAUUUCAGCCCAUCUCUUUUUUUCUGUCUGUUGUCGCUCAUUUUUGCUUGUCUGUCCAUUCAUCUGAGUUCACACAUGAAGCUGCUGAUGCAUGUGGAUCUGAACUUCAGAGGAGUGUCUUGACUUCUAAUAUUUUUUAAUGUAAAUUUUUGAUAGAGAAUUAAAGAAUCCUGCCAUUUCUGUACAAUAUUUGUGCAAUCUGGUGUCCUGUGUGGAAUUAUUUAAUUUAAAUUGUACUCAAACUCUACAAAAGAAUAGAAAAUCAGUUCAGCAGAACAGAGAUUGUGUAACAAUUGAAAAAUAAAAGCAAUACAACAGCCCAGAAGCGGGCAUGCAACACGGCAACAUGUGUAACCCACCGCUUGGCUGACUUCCUGAGUCGGUCAGGUGGACUGGGACACGCCAACUUUGUU
Molecule: messenger RNA, 876 nt
Organism: Sphaeramia orbicularis (orbiculate cardinalfish)
Lineage: Eukaryota; Metazoa; Chordata; Actinopteri; Kurtiformes; Apogonidae
Gene: calca
Product: calcitonin/calcitonin-related polypeptide, alpha
Exons: 5
Coding region: 79-456 (125 amino acids)
Biological process (GO): regulation of cytosolic calcium ion concentration; adenylate cyclase-activating G protein-coupled receptor signaling pathway
Cellular component (GO): extracellular region
Molecular function (GO): hormone activity; calcitonin receptor binding
Source: RefSeq, a predicted model, not a curated record